Ogataea angusta is the source of this 1236-nucleotide messenger RNA. RefSeq lists its product as uncharacterized. NCBI's taxonomy places the organism in Eukaryota, Fungi, Ascomycota, Pichiomycetes, Pichiales, Pichiaceae. Bases 1 to 1236 code for a protein of 411 amino acids. The record is from RefSeq and is a predicted model, not a curated record. The transcript has a single exon. Gene Ontology annotation, biological process: lipid metabolic process.
AUGAUUAUACCGAUAGUUGUAGCUCUGGUCUAUGUUCUAGGCUAUGCGAGCGCCACUGCAGAAUCACAGGCCCUGGCAAAUAGUAGACGCUCGCUGUACAAGGAGUACAAGAACCAGCUGGAUGCUUCAUUGGAGAAACUGCCUUCCGGAAACACAUUGGACGACGAGGAGCUAUAUGACAACUAUAUAAAACAGCUUGCCGGCUACUGUCAAAUUUCGUACUGUCUGAACGACGAAGGAGGACUUGCUGAGCUUAAGCACAAUGAGCUAGUCUUUCCAGAUAAGCUGGUUCCCUACACACCAAUUGAUUACAAGGAAGUAUACGUGGAUAGUUCGGGACACACAAAUAUUCGGUACAAUCUCACAAAGCUCUUUGACAACGUGGAGGAACCUGGCAGAAUUAUCACCCAUGGUGGGGGUGAAGGCUACAUGCUGCUGGACCAUAAGCUACGUACCAUCAAUAUCGUCUUCCGAGGCACGCGAGAAUUUUCACAAUGGUAUACCAACCUCCAUUUCAAGCCUGGCAGAUACCGGCCCGUUAUGAACAGUUCUGAAUAUUGGGACCAGAUCAAUUAUCGCCACAAUAAAGUGCUACAGGAAAAUAUGGUACGAAAUAUGAACGAUCACAACUACUUUGACUGUUCUCUCUCCUACGCCCAUGCAGGAUUUACCUAUGUUGCGCGUGGAAUGGCCUUGCAGGUUCAUAAUGAGCUCUUCAAAUGGUUGCAAGAGUAUCCAGAUUACAAAGUGCUAGUCACGGGACAUUCCAUGGGAGGAGCUCUGGCUCAGCUGACGUCUUUGGACUUGCAUAUUCUUGGAAUAGACAAUUUCAUGGUCAGCUUCAACGCCCCCUCUGUGUUUUCUCACACAUUGGCAGCGGCCUACACCAGUCUAGUUGACCAGUCUCCUAAUUCUGCAGCUCUACGAGUUUACCACUUCUACGAUCUUGUUCCGCGCAUUCUGCCGUACUCACUCUAUAGGCAUGUCGGUGUUCCGAUUGUCACGUUCAAACGUGAAUUGCCGCACGCCUAUACAGACUUCCGUGUUACUUCCAGCAGCAGGCUACAUGGUAGCAGCCAGGAAUCUGAGCUGGCCGAUUUCGACGAAACCUCAUCCUUUCUCGCCCAGGGAAUUAAAGACUACCUGAAGGAACUUUGGCGUCGCAGACCCGAAAUUCUCGACCCUUUCUAUCACCGACACCUGGUGGUGUUUUUCUCAGCCUGUAACGACUGCUGA